Monoraphidium neglectum is the source of this 1335-nucleotide messenger RNA. RefSeq lists its product as hypothetical. NCBI's taxonomy places the organism in Eukaryota, Viridiplantae, Chlorophyta, Chlorophyceae, Sphaeropleales, Selenastraceae. The coding region runs from base 1 to 1335 and encodes 444 amino acids. The record is from RefSeq and is a predicted model, not a curated record. The transcript has 8 exons. Gene Ontology annotation, biological process: regulation of DNA-templated transcription. Gene Ontology annotation, molecular function: DNA-binding transcription factor activity; DNA binding.
AUGAGCUGCAAUCAGGCCUGGUCCCCAAGCUCUGACCCCCCAUCAAACAAGCCGAGGCACCGCACCGGCCGGGCGGCCGGCGCCGCUACGGCGCUCCCCCUUGAGCCGGGGCCCGUCGCCCGCGCAGCCAGCGGCGGCAGGCGCCAGAGCGAGCGCGCGCCGUGCAGUAAGCGCGCCCCGACUUCUUCGAAAACACGCAAGCGGCGCGUCUCAGCAGAUUCUGAGGAUGAGGACUGGUCUGCAGGUGGCGAGGGCGACGGCAGCGAUGAUAGCGGCGACGAGGCGAGCGGCGGCGGCGGCGGCGGCGACGCAAACGGUGCUGCGAGCAGCAGCAGCGGCGGCGGCGGCAGCGGCAGGAGCCGCGGCGCCGCCAAGCGCCGUCGCCGCGCAGCACCAGCAGCACCGGCAGUGGCAGCUAGCAAGCGCUCCAGCGGUCGCAUACGCGCGGGGGGCGGCGGCACCGCGGCAGCAACGCACCGGCGGGUGCCGAGGGCGCCUGUUGCUGGUGCGGUGGCUGCGACCGAUGGCGCGAGCGCAGCGGCGGAGGAGCGCCACUCGUCAUCUUUCCGUGGCGUGACACGCCACCGCCGCAGCGGGCGGUGGGAGAGCCACAUCUGGAUCAAGGAGAUGGGCAAGCAGGUGUACCUGGGCGGUUUCGAGGUGGAGGAGUCGGCCGCUGAAGCGUAUGACAUGGCCGCCCUGAAGACCAAGGGCCUCGAUGUCAAGACCAACUUUGACAAGUCGCGUUACGGGGACCUGCUGGCUGUCCUGCACACCAUCACGACAGAGGAGCUUGUCAUGGCAGUGCGGCGCCAGAGCCAGGGCUUCUCCCGCGGCUCGUCCACGUACCGCGGGGUCACCGCUCACCCCUCAGGACGCUGGGAGGCGCGCAUUGGCAUCCCCGGCAGCCGCCACAUCUACCUGGGCCUCUACUCUGAGGAAAGGGACGCCGCGCGCGCCUACGACACAGCCCUGGUGCGGCUCAAGGGCAUGUCUGCGGCCACCAACUACAGCCUGGCUGACUACUGCUACCACCUGGCAGAGCACUACACAGUGGCCCAGAUGAUCGAGGGGGGCGACCCGGCCGGCCGCCUGCUCCGCCCCCAGGAGGCGCGCCCCGAGUUUGAGGCGUGGAUCAAGGGCGGGCUCGAGGGUGUGGGGCUGGCGAUGCCGCCCGCCGCGCUGGAGCGGGCCAAGAGGGACACGAGCGCCGCAGACAAGCGCAGCGGCGACGGCACGGCGGACGCGGCCGGCCGCGGGGAGGGCGGGGCGGCCAUCGCGGCGGCGGCGGUGGCGAAGGUCGUUGCGCAGGGCCCGGCAGGGCAGCAUGCCUAG